Molecule: messenger RNA, 468 nt
Organism: Volvox carteri f. nagariensis
Lineage: Eukaryota; Viridiplantae; Chlorophyta; Chlorophyceae; Chlamydomonadales; Volvocaceae
Gene: hstH2B-11
Product: histone H2B
Exons: 1
Coding region: 1-468 (155 amino acids)
Biological process (GO): nucleosome assembly
Cellular component (GO): nucleosome
Molecular function (GO): structural constituent of chromatin; protein heterodimerization activity; DNA binding
Source: RefSeq, a predicted model, not a curated record
AUGGCCCCUAAGAAGGACGAGAAGACCGCUUCGCAACCGGCUGAUGCUGCUGAGCCCAAGGCCGAUGCCAAGCCUAAGGCGGCAAAGGUGAAGAAGGAGAAGAAGGCGCCUGCGAAGAAGGCCGCGAAGGAGCCGGUUGCUGGUAGCGAGGAGGGCGAGAAGAAGGCUAAGAAGAAGGCCAAGGUCGCCAAAAGCGAAACCUACAAGCUGUACAUCUACAAGGUGCUGAAGCAGGUUCAUCCUGACACCGGUAUCAGCUCCAAGGCCAUGUCUGUUAUGAACAGCUUCAUCAACGACAUCUUCGAGAAAGUCGCCACCGAGGCAUCCCGACUGAGCCGGUACAACAAGAAGCCCACCGUGACGUCCCGCGAAAUUCAGACGGCAGUCCGCUUGGUACUGCCUGGCGAGCUGGCCAAGCACGCGGUUUCGGAAGGUACCAAGGCUGUCACCAAGUUCACUUCCGCCUGA